UCGCUCCCAUCGCGCGCCAGUACCGUUGGGCGCUCGUUGGGGACGGACGUACGCUCCCGCUCCGCCGACUCCAAACCCUCCUCACGAAACAAGUUUCACACUUCUGUUUCUAAAAACUAUUAUCAAAAUACGAAACACCACCAUGGACUACGGCAAACCAGUGAAAAAAACUCUCGCCCAAACAAAUUCGACCAGUUAAAAAACUAUUCUUGUGCUGUUUGUGAUUACUUUUAUCUACAUCGAUAGAACGCGAAGGUGUAAUAAGAACGCGAGUGCGAUUGUUUGUUGUUUUGAAACAAAAGGUACAUUCCGUUGGAAGUUUGAAUUUUCUGUUUUUUGUUUUUUAUCUGAGGACGCAUACGAAUAGCGCGUUGAAAAGAGACAAGAUGCGGUCUCACCGGGCAAGAGCGACAGGUGUGGCGGCUUUGGCGGUUCUGUUGGCAGCUAUAACAGGAUGCUCAGCGCAGACUCUCAGGAUAUUCCCAAUGCAGACACACCAGACCGUGGCAGUGGGCAAGUCUGUGGUGCUGACCUGCCAGGCCGACGCGCCUGAUCCCUCGCUCGUGACGCAGCCGCAGUGGAAAGACCCCAAAGGACUCGUCAUCAACGAUGCCACAUCUGGCACGCGACCAGAGAUCUACACUGAACUGCUACCGACGAAGCAGUCCCAGCUGCUGUAUAUUUCCUCCAUUACCCAAGCCAUGGCUGGGAACUAUACUUGUGAAGCGGCGUACACUAACAUUCCCAUGAGCGCUAGCGUCGUUUUGGAAACGUUUGUUGCCAUUACAUGGACAAACGCCAACGAAAACCAAUACGCGACGAAAGGAAAGGACUUCAAAGUUAUGUGCGAAGUGACUGCCAAACCCGCGCCAUCAGUAGAUUGGUUCAAGGAAGGAAAUUCUAUUACAACUGGCGAAAGGUAUGUCAUUCACGCAAAUGGAUUGAUGAUCAAGAACGUUCAGGAGAGUGACGAUGGCACGUACACUUGUCGGGCAGUCGUAAUUCCCACUGGAGAGUUGGCUGAAAGAAACAUCAAAUUGGAGGUUUACACUGCUCCAGAAAUGGAAGAACGUGAGACUAGGGUAGAAAUAAAAGAGGGAGAGUCAGCUGCUAUUACAUGCAAAGCCAAAGGCAAGCCCCCACCAACUUACACUUGGAUUAAGGCUGCUACGCGAGAGAACUUGGCAACAACCUCGAGAUUCAGCGUUAACGAGAUCACUGGUUUGCUUACAUUUGACCGAGUCGAAGCUGGCGAUUACGGCAAAUACAUUUGCAAUGCUGUCAAUCAAGCAGGCCAGAAUGAGACUGAGAUCGAAGUGGAAGUUCUAGUCAAACCAAAGAUAUUCGAACUCUUUAAUAUCACAGCACCUGAGAGGGGUGAAGGCAGAUUGGAAUGCAGGGCUACUGGAAGGCCUGCACCGCGUAUGAGUUUCAGGAAACUGAGCAAUGCUGAACCGUUUACAAAUGGACCUAAUGACAACAAUAGGAUCACCGUUGAGACCACUGACCGCCAAACUGGAGACCAGAUGCAAUCCAGUGCUGUUAUUACCAUCUCCAAUCUGAACAGAACAGACGAUGGCUUAUACGAAUGUAUUGCUGAAAACGAUGGUGGUGAAGCAAGAAAGAAUGGCCAUUUAACUGUUCAAUUCAAACCUUCCUUCGAAAGCAUGCCUAAGGUGCCUAUCUGGAGUUGGAACGGUCAACCUGUGAACAUUACUUGCAUCGCUGAGAGUAUUCCUAACGCCACAAUAAAAUGGAGGUUCCAAGAAUACGAUCUGGUUGAGUCUCCUCAAGUGAAAAUAUUUGGUUCUGGUCCUAUCAGCUACGUCACAGUUAUUCCAACCGAUCGUCAACUGUAUGGAAACUAUAAAUGUAUAGCUACCAACAGUCUUGGUGAAGCUGAGCACAUCACUCAGUUGAGGGAGGCUUUCCCUCCAGGCCCUGUCGUGCAGGCACGACAAGAAACGAUCACAGCAACAUCUGUAUCCUUCGGCAUUGUAGGCCCCGCUGAGGACAUGGGUCCCCCAAUUCUAGCCUUCACUACCCAAUACAAAGAGAACAACAAUUUCGACUGGAAUCUGGCCAUGAACAGGACUUGGUCUGUCAACUCUCCUUACAUUGUGGAGAAUCUCCAGCCAAUGUUCACUUACGACUUUAGGUUCGCUGCCGUCAACCAGGUCGGAGUCGGCUCUUGGGGCGCCCCGAUUACUGUCAUCAUGCCGAGGAGGUCGGCCCCAGAACAGCCGAAGUGGAGAGAAGCGAUAAGCUCCGAAUCGCUUCUACAUGGCAAAUACGCAGACAGAUUUGAGCUAAAAUGGAAAAUUCCCGCUCACAACGGGGAACCCAUUGACCUGUAUGAAAUAACUUAUUGCCCGGUUAUCAAAGUAGUCGGCGAAUGGAAGGUCGCGUCAGACGAUCAAUGCCAUAAGGAAGAGUUAAAAUCAUUCGAGAUGAUCAGCUACGAACUGCGCGGCCUCCAGCCCGACACUAAGUACCGAAUGGAGCUGCGGGCUCACAACAUCCUGGGCUACUCCAUCCCUGCCCAACUGUACGUGCAGACUGCCCUCGGUGUGAAAAGCUCUGGAUUUGCUCCGCCUCAACUCCUGUCCAGUGGCGCCAUCAUCGGAGUGGCUUUGGCCGGUGUUUUCAUCUGCCUAGUCAUUGUAGAUCUUAUCCUCUUCUGCUUCAAGCGCCAGGGAGUCAUUGCCACUAUCUGUGGCAAACGUGCCAAGAAGCACGAAGACGAUGAAGCCAAAUUGGGAAGUCUGUACGGUUGGCGCUUCCCGCUCCCUUAUUGCAGCACGAAGCCGCGAGCGCCUCCGUCCCCCGCGCCCCUGCCGCCACCCGUCAAGCUCGUGCCGACCCCGACGGAUGAGAAGGAGCCACUAAAGGACACAUCAGACGAUGCCAUAAAAAGGAACUCGUCAGUUGAAUUCGACGGGCGACGCGUGUACGCCACGAGUGGGGGACCAAUCAUUGGCAAGAACUCGGCCGUAUAAACUAAUCAUAGAGAUGAGGCCACUCUUUUGUUGAACCGUGUGUCCACUAGCAAGGAACAUUUAGUUUUGCGAAUAUGGAAUAUUAAUUCCCAAAUUCUCUAGCCUAGGCACUUCUUGUGCUCUUCGCUUUAAAAAAGUGUAAGUUAUAUGGUUAUUUGGA
Ostrinia nubilalis (European corn borer) is the source of this 3159-nucleotide messenger RNA. Its product is annotated as fasciclin-2. Gene Ontology annotation, biological process: cell adhesion. Gene Ontology annotation, molecular function: protein binding. The coding region runs from base 387 to 2999 and encodes 870 amino acids. Gene Ontology annotation, cellular component: neuron projection; membrane. NCBI's taxonomy places the organism in Eukaryota, Metazoa, Arthropoda, Insecta, Lepidoptera, Crambidae. The transcript is spliced from 16 exons. The record is from RefSeq and is a predicted model, not a curated record.